Messenger RNA from Pyrus x bretschneideri (Chinese white pear), 974 nucleotides. RefSeq lists its product as uncharacterized. The transcript has 4 exons. NCBI's taxonomy places the organism in Eukaryota, Viridiplantae, Streptophyta, Magnoliopsida, Rosales, Rosaceae. Bases 276 to 776 code for a protein of 166 amino acids. The record is from RefSeq and is a predicted model, not a curated record.
AAUAAAACUCAAGAACAAGUACAAAGUUGGUGGCUUACUUACCAAAUUCACUCAUCUACAAGUCCCAUUUUCCUCAUCCAUUUUCUCGCUAUAACUAUCUAAAACCACCACCUCAAUCUCUCUCCUUUUUGGUUUACCAAUUGUGAGGCAAGAUCCUCUCUCUCUCUCUCUCUCUCUCUCUCAUGCCUCGUUAAAAAGAUCAAAAACCCAUAUAAUACCCCAGUCACUACUACUAAUAUCAAUUUCAUAUACAAAUCAUCUCUUACAAAGUUACAAUGGCUUCUAUUAUCCUCCCAAAACACAAGUUCUUCUGCCUUACUCUUCUUCUCAUUGCAGCUUGUUGCUCCUACUCAGGAUACGCAGAGGACAACCCAGCGCAGACGUUUGUGACAGCCUUGGCAUGUUUCAGCAACAAGUUUAUUUAUGCUGGUUGUAAUGAAGCAUACAGAUUGAAUGAGAGUGGAGAAUUUAACGUGCCUCCUGAAGCAACUAAUUCGUUCUGCCGUGGACCAUGUUUUGAAGAGACGCAACAAGUUCUGAACUGCGUCGAUAGAAUGUUUUCAAACUUCGUUUUCGGCAAUAGAGCAACACUGCCAGAGCUGAGAAGUGCACUUCGUGCUGGCUGCAGCUACACAAAUCAAAUAGGGAGGUUCAAUGGUUUUGGGCCCUUUGGUCAGUACCAAGGUGAAACAAGCAGUGCACAGAAGCUACCAAAGUUCGUCAGUUUUUUCACGUUCUUAAUUGUUACCGGGUUCUGUCUCUUCAUCCUACACUGACCAUGUGAUAACGUCAAAACUUCACGCGCGCGACCGACACCAGCACAUCUCCUAAACUUAAAACCGCACCAUAUACACCAUUUAUACUCGACUGCCAUAACGUACUGCAAUCUAGUGUUACAUGAACAAUCAUAGAUUACUCCUACGACGAAAGAUCUUGUAUGUUGUGGUUUGUAACAAGUUAUUUUUCUUUCGAUA